AUGCCUAAAUUCUUCUGCGACUACUGCGAUGUCUACCUCACGCACGACUCCAUGUCCGUGCGCAAGGCUCACAACAGCGGCCGAAACCACCUGCGCAACGUGGUAGACUACUACCAGCAAAUCGGACACGAAAAGGCGCAGUCGGUCAUCGACUCCAUCACCUCCUCGUACGCCGCCGAGGGCCAGGCCCACGCGAACCCGAUGCUUCUCCAGAACCAGCCCGGCCAGGGAUUCCCUGCGUUUGGCUUCCCCGGAGGCAUCCCUCCGCCAUUCCCAGGCAUGCCCGGCGCUCCUCCCGGUCAAUUCCCCGCCGGCCUCCCACCGCCUCCAGGCGGCCGCGGCCUCGGCAUCCCCGGCAUGCCCCCCUUCCCUCCCGGCCCCAACGGAAUGCCCCCGAUGCCCCCCAACGGCCUGCCCUUCCCUCCGCCCGCCGGCCUGCCCCCCUUCCCUCCCCCCGGAGCGCCCGGUGCCCCCGCUGCUGCUGCCGGUCCUGCUGCUGCUGCUGCUGCUGCUGCUGCUGCUCCCGGUGGUCUCCCGCCGCCGAGCUUCCCCGGUAUGCCUGGCAUGCCCGUGCCUCCGCCGGGGCAGCACGCGUUUCCGCCGCCUGGGUUCCCGGCGGGAGGACCGCCUCCUGCGCCUGGACAGGAUAGGCGAUGA
Trichoderma reesei QM6a is the source of this 657-nucleotide messenger RNA. RefSeq lists its product as uncharacterized. NCBI's taxonomy places the organism in Eukaryota, Fungi, Ascomycota, Sordariomycetes, Hypocreales, Hypocreaceae. Bases 1 to 657 code for a protein of 218 amino acids. The record is from RefSeq and is a predicted model, not a curated record. The transcript is spliced from 6 exons. Gene Ontology annotation, molecular function: pre-mRNA 5'-splice site binding; zinc ion binding. Gene Ontology annotation, biological process: mRNA splicing, via spliceosome; mRNA 5'-splice site recognition; spliceosomal snRNP assembly. Gene Ontology annotation, cellular component: nucleus; U1 snRNP.